Molecule: messenger RNA, 8622 nt
Organism: Chionomys nivalis (European snow vole)
Lineage: Eukaryota; Metazoa; Chordata; Mammalia; Rodentia; Cricetidae
Gene: Col4a3
Product: collagen type IV alpha 3 chain
Cellular component (GO): collagen trimer; basement membrane
Molecular function (GO): extracellular matrix structural constituent
Source: RefSeq, a predicted model, not a curated record
CCCUGUGCAGCCACCUCCCUACCGAACACCCCUAAAUUCCUCACGCUGACCCGCACCCGCUAGGCACCAGAGUACCAGGAGCGCAGGGAAUCACCUCUUUCACCCUGACCCUGGAUCAGCGCCCACCUGCCUGCUCUGAGGGCGCCCAACCCUUUCUCACUUCCUGGGCACGAUGCCCGGUUGAAGGGACAGUGCCUGGCGAGCUGGGAGGGGGGACGAAGGCGGGACCUAGGCCACUUCUUCCCUCCCUUAGAGUCACAGUCAAAAGCUUGGGUGAGGACAAGCAGACUGCGGUGGGUCGAACCCUACAAAACUCGUAGGUCAGCAAGCAAGGCGAUCUUCCCAGCGGCGCCUCCCCAAUCUGUGCCCCUAGCGGUACACGGAGGUCUGAAAGUUCGUGAGUCCGGUGGAUCCCUGGACACACUGGGACUCGGGAUCAACGCAAAUCAUGCACUCAGAGAGUGCUCCAAGGUUCCGGGUGCUCCUGCUGCCUAUCCUGCUGCUGCUCCUGGCCAUACCGCCUGUGGUUAGCAAGGGCUGUGUCUGCAAAGGCAAGGGCCUGUGCGUCUGCGUGGGGACCAAAGGGGAGAAGGGGGAGAAAGGCUUUGCUGGGCCCCCUGGUUUACCUGGCCAGAAAGGAUUUCCAGGUCCUGAAGGCUUGCCUGGACCACAGGGACCCAAGGGCUCUCCAGGACUUCCAGGGCUCACUGGCCCCAAAGGCAUCAGGGGAAUAACUGGAUUACCAGGAUUUUCAGGUCCUCCUGGACUUCCAGGCAUCCCAGGUCACCCUGGGCCUCCCGGGCUGGCUGGCUUACCAGGAUGCAAUGGUUCUAAGGGUGAACAAGGAUUCCCAGGCAUUCCGGGGACACCAGGCUAUUCAGGGCUCCCAGGUCCUGAUGGUUUGAAAGGACAAAAAGGUGAACCUGCUCAAGGAGAAGACAGGGAAUUCAAUGGCAAAGGUGACCCUGGGAUUCCAGGGCCUCCAGGCUUCCAGGGUUUUCCAGGCCCCCCAGGUUUUCCAGGGCCUGCCGGUCCACCUGGUCCUCCAGGAGAUUUUGGUCUUCCAGGUGCCGCGGGACCCAGAGGACCAAAAGGUCAUAUGGGUGAUAACGCCAUCGGACAAAAAGGAGAAAGGGGUGUGAAAGGAUUGACAGGACCUCCUGGGCUGCAAGGAACAGUGAUUGUUACACUCAUCCACCCAAACAACACAUCGGACUUCAAGGGGGAGAAAGGAGAUACGGGAGAGAUGGGUGAACCUGGGCGUCCCGGACCCUUGGGGCCACCUGGAGACUCCUAUGGAUCAGAAAAGGGUGUUCCUGGAGAACCUGGUCCAAGGGGAAAACCUGGAAAAGAUGGUGCUCCUGGCUUCCCUGGCACUGAGGGAGCCAAGGGCAACAGGGGCUUUCCUGGGUUAAGGGGUGAAGCUGGCAUUAAGGGAUGGAAAGGAGACAUUGGCCCUCCAGGAUUCCCUGGUCCAACAGAAUAUUAUGAUGCGUACCUGGAAAAGGGAGACAAAGGAAUGCCAGGCCCACCUGGGCCCAAAGGUGCUCAUGGCCCACAGGGUCCUAGUGGUCCCCCUGGAGUUCCUGGAAACCCUGGUCUGUCAAGGCCUGGCCUCAGAGGACCUCCUGGAUGGCCAGGCUUGAAAGGAAGUAAAGGGGAGAGAGGACCCCCUGGAAAAGGCACUGUGGGCCCUCCUGGACCCCUGGGCUGCCCGGGUUCACCAGGUCCACCAGGCCCACCAGGACCUCCAGGACGUCCAGGUGACAUUGUUUUUCAACCCGGACCACCUGGUGAUCGUGGAGUGCCAGGCAAUAUAGGACCUCCAGGAGACCCAGGAAUUGGCGGGCCGAAAGGAGAACCAGGCCUUCCGUGCACAGAGGUCCAUUGCAUCCCAGGACCCCCUGGUCUCCCCGGAUUUCCAGGAUUAGAUGGUGUCAAAGGUACCCCAGGAGGACGAGGUGCACCUGGCAUGAAAGGAAACCCAGGGUCCCAUGGAAGCCCAGGUCUCCCAGGAUUUGAAGGAUUCCCAGGGGACCAAGGGCACCCAGGACUGAAAGGAAGCAAAGGCGAAACACCUCUACCCUGGGGGCAAAUGGGUGACCCAGGCGAACCUGGGCUCAGAGGCCUGCCAGGGAGAAAGGGCUUCGAUGGAAUUCCUGGAAGUCCAGGAGCAAAGGGAUCGCCAGGACCUAGAGGUGAACCGGCCCUGAGUGGAAGGAAAGGGGACCAGGGACCUCCAGGGGCUCCUGGAUUACCUGGACCUCCGGGACCCCCAGGACCAGCUGGACCACCGGGCUACGGACCUCGAGGAGAAACAGGUCCAAAGGGAACGCCAGGAGUUCCUGGAGCCCCGGGACCACCUGGAGAAGCCGGUCUUAAAGGAGAACCAGGCAUAUCAACACCAGUUCCAGGUCCCCCAGGACCUCCAGGGCCCCCUGGGCAGGCCGGUCGCCGAGGUCUACCUGGUUUGCCUGGACCUGUGGGAAUAUGUGAGCCUGGUCUUCCCGGACCUGAUGGUGAACCAGGGCUCCCAGGAAUUGGACUUCCUGGGCCUCCAGGACCUAAAGGAGAUCAAGGUUUCCCAGGAACAAAAGGAUCACCUGGUUGUCCUGGGGAACCGGGAAAGCCAGGCCGUCCUGGAGAACCAGGCCACCCAGGAGCCAAGGGAGAACCAGCACUAGCCAAGCCUGGGGAACCCGGAAAGCCUGGCUUUCCAGGAGAAAGAGGCAAUCCUGGGGAAAGUGGAGAAAUUGGACUCCCUGGGCCUCCAGGCCUCUCUGGACCUCCAGGAAAGGAUGGACCUGAUGGACCUCCAGGAGACCCAGGACAGCCUGGACCGCCUGGAGCAAAAGGAACCCCAGGGCAGUGCACGCAAGGACCUAAGGGUGUCCAAGGACUUCCGGGCCUAAAUGGAUUGAAAGGGCAACCAGGUAGAAGAGGUGAUACGGGGCCGAAGGGAGACCCUGGCAUCCCAGGCUUGGACAGGUCAGGAAUGCCUGGAGAACCAGGCCCACCAGGAAUGCCAGGUCAUCCUGGUGAGAUAGGACCACCUGGCCGGAAAGGAUAUCCAGGAGCUCCAGGAUUCCCAGGACUACCAGGCGAGAAAGGAGAGGUUGGGAUGAUGGGCUAUCCUGGAACCACUGGUCCUCCGGGGUCUCCUGGGAAACCAGGUUCACAGGGGCAGAGAGGUAACCUUGGAAUCCCAGGAAUAAUGGGGGAAAGAGGACGCCCGGGAGCCAAAGGAGAACGAGGAGAGAAGGGGAAACCUGCACCUCCCCAAAUUCCACAUUUAAAGGGGGACAAAGGAGAACCCGGACUCAAAGGAUUUGUAGGAAAUCCGGGUGAAAAAGGAGACAGAGGCAUUCCAGGGUUACCAGGUCUAAAAGGCUUCAAGGGACUGCCUGGGCUACCAGGCCCUCCAGGCCCUAGAGGAGAUGUGGGACGCAGUGGGAAUCCUGGAGGACCAGGGCCAGCUGGCAUGCCGGGAAGCAUGGGGAACAUGGGUGUGCCAGGCCCUAAAGGGAGAAAAGGAACUUUGGGACUACCAGGUCUAGCUGGAAGACCAGGCCUUCCAGGGAGUCGCGGUCCCCAAGGAGAUAAGGGGGAGCAAGGUCAUUCAGAAGAUGCAAGGCCAGGACCACAGGGACCAAAGGGAGAUCCAGGAUUGCCAGGUGACAAAGGAAAGAAAGGAGAGAGAGGCCCACCUGGGCCUCCUGGACAAUCGGGACUUGCUGGACCUGAUGGAGCCCCUGGGAAUCUUGGAAGUCCUGGCCACCCAGGGAAUCCAGGACCUGGUGGUGAUUUGGGUCCUCAAGGAAAGAAGGGCUUCCCAGGCCUUCCAGGAAGCACUGGUCCCCCAGGCCCUCCAGGAUUCCCAGGACCUCCUGGACCAAUGGGUAUGAGAGGUAACCAGGGCCGUGAUGGAAUUCCUGGUCCACCCGGAGAAAAGGGAGAAACAGGCUUGCUGGGGGCCCAUCCAGGCCCAAAAGGGAGCCCUGGUGUUCCAGGUGUCAAAGGGGACAAGGGAACUCCAGGCUUCCCUGGCCUCCCCGGCAGGAAGGGGACCAUGGGAGAUGUUGGACCUCAAGGACCCCCAGGCAUCAGUGGACUCCCAGGACCACCAGGUCUACCUGGGGCAAUUGUCCCUGGCCCAAAAGGAAACAGAGGUCUUCCUGGCCCAAGAGGAAGUCCAGGAAAGCCAGGUCCCCCUGGACCUCCAGGACUUAUCAUAAAAGGCAUAAAAGGUGACAAAGGAUUUAUGGGCCUACCUGGUCCCAAAGGUCUACCUGGAACUGUAGGCGACAUGGGCCCACCAGGUCACCCGGGAGCACCGGGUAUCCCAGGUCUUCCAGGUCUCAGAGGUGAUCCGGGAUUUCCUGGAUUUCCGGGCAUAAAAGGAGAGAAGGGUAAUCCAGGAUUUCUUGGAUCAAUUGGACAUCCAGGACCCAUUGGGCCGAAAGGACCACCUGGUGAACGUGGAAAACCUGGUACACGUAAGAUCAUCUCCCUUCCAGGAAGCCCAGGGCCACCCGGUCCACCUGGACAGCCAGGAAUGAAAGGAGAUCCUGGGUUACUGGGACCACCCGGAAUCCCAGGGCCCUGUGGACCGAAAGGUAAACCAGGCAAGGAUGGAAACCCAGGAUCUCCAGGAGCAGCUGGUGAAAGGGGCAACAAAGGCUCUAAAGGCCAGCAAGGACCACCUGGAUUAGAUGGAUUGCCAGGCUUAAAGGGAAAACCUGGAGACAGGGGAACACCUGCCUCUGGGACAAGAAUGCAAGGAUUUGUCUUCACCCGACACAGUCAAACCACAGCCAUUCCUUCAUGUCCUGAAGGAACACAGCCGCUCUACAGUGGGUUUUCUCUUCUUUUUGUGCAAGGAAACGAACGUGCACACGGACAAGACCUUGGCACUCUGGGCAGCUGCCUGCAGCGAUUCUCCACAAUGCCAUUCUUAUUCUGUAACAUCAAUAAUGUAUGUAACUUUGCAUCACGGAAUGAUUAUUCAUACUGGCUGUCAACACCAGCUCUGAUGCCAAUGGACAUGGCUCCAGUUAUGGGCGGAGCUCUAGAACCCUAUAUUAGCAGGUGUAUGGUCUGUGAAGGUCCGGCCAUGGCCAUAGCUGUUCACAGCCAAACGCCAGCUGUCCCUCCAUGUCCCCAUGGCUGGGUUUCUCUCUGGAAAGGGUUUUCCUUCGUUAUGUUCACGAGUGCCGGCUCCGAGGGAGCAGGUCAAGCACUCGCAUCACCUGGCUCCUGCCUGGAGGAGUUCCGAGCCAGUCCAUUUAUAGAAUGCCAUGGACGAGGAACGUGUAACUACUAUUCAAACUCCUACAGCUUCUGGCUGGCUUCGUUAAACCGAGAAAGAAUGUUCAGAAAACCUAUCCCAUCAACUGUGAAAGCUGGAGAUUUAGAAAAAAUCAUAAGCCGCUGUCAGGUGUGCAUGAAGAAAAGACACUGAAGAAAUCAAAGAAAAUAGAACCACCUUUUUCCUUCUUGAAUAGCAAAGUCAUGGCUCAGUACAGGGAUUUUACUUAGGUCUUUUUUUCUCUAAUCUUGCAGUGUUGUUCAGAUCUGGUAGUGGCACAUUUCACCACACCAGAAAGCAUUCCAUUCAAGUUAGUCUGUGGUGUGGGUCUGUAAACCUGUGUGGUUUCAAAGUUCCCUCUAGGAAGGCAACAGCUUUCCACAAAAUAUCACUGAAAUCACAUUCCGCUUGUACACAAAGCACUGACAAAAUGAUGUCUGUGUGGAGCUUGAACUGCAAGCUAAGGGAGAGUUGGUCCAGGGGAUGUUCAACGUGUUCCUUGUCUCCCACUUUGACCUAAGAAAUUUGGUUUCUUCCCACCUCCUUUCUGAGACCGUAGACUUCAGCUAGCUAAGGAAAUGAGAUUAUACAGUACAUGAGCCCAUCAUAACCAGAACUGGAUAGUCAGACCUGUUGAGAUGUACAAUGCCCGAGAACACACAUGGAUGAGGAUGAGGUUCAUGAUGUUUCAGGACUUAUUUAAAUAUUCCCAAAGCUAGGACCAAAGGAAACUUCCUGAAGGGAAUUAUAAUAGGCUUUGAUAUAAUGUAUGGGCUUUUUUUUUCUGUUUUGUUGACGAUGUCUAUUUGCUAUUAUACUAUGGCCAUAGAUUGAAAGGGGAUAAAAUGUUUACCCUUAGGGGAUUAAUUUUUACUAGGAUGUUAUACACUGAAAUAUUUCUCAAUAUUGUUCUCAAUGUACUCACAAGUAACAAGGACACGAUUUACUAAAUGUGCACUUUAUCCCCAUUCCUAUAGAUACUGGCCUUAAAGAAUUUCACUAGUAGUUCAAUAACCCAGGGAAAAAUGAGAGACAUUUGCUGGUGUAUCAGACUCCAAACAUUUUUCUUUGAUUGAAAUAGUUCAUGACAUGAUUUUACAGAUUUGUUCCUUUGUUACUUUUCUAACUUAUCCUUUGGAAAACAUUACACACACACACGUUUUUGUUAUAUAUUCUCACCAACCAUGUGGAGAGAGAGACCACUGGGUGUAAACCUUACUGUAUGUCUUAAAACUUGCUUUUAAGUAUAUUGAUACAUUCCCAAGUUUACUUAAUUCAGCCCAACAAGUAUUUUCUUCAGUACCAACCUAUGUCCCAUAUACUGAGCUGGGUCUCAGGGGAAGGUAAUGAGACAGGCUUGUUUCUAAUAUAAUCAUGAGAAGACAACUUAUUCUUUGUGUAAAGACUCCCACACAUGCAAGACCUUCCCUACACAAAGACACACACACACAGACACACACACACACAUCAAAACUAACCAACCAGUCUCAUAUACAGGUGUGGCUCUCCCCUCAUUAUUGUUUUGUUUUUUCCUUUACCACUGUUUCUAUAUUUCAUUACAAUUCAGCAGGCCUGAGAAAAAGUUUAAAAAUAAGAACUAUAAGACCGGUGCAGCAGUUAAGAGUACUUGUUUCUCUGGCAGAAGCCCCUGGUUCAGUUAUGGGUACCCAUACUGGGUGAUUCACAGUAACCUAUAACUCCAGUUCCAGGGUAUCUGAUACCUACUGCUGGCCCCUCUGUGCACACACACACACACACACACACACAUACACACACACUCAGUCACAUACCAAUGUGCACAAAAUUUUAAAAUUUAAAAAAUAAGAUCUAUGCUCAAGAAGUUCAUGAUCUUUAACUUCUUUUAGUCACCCAGAAGCAAAAGCUUGAAAACUAUUAAGAAAACAGAAACAUUUUAUAAAUCAAAUAGUUGUAGUACUCUUUGAUGACUCAUGGAGGCCAGGCAUCCUGAGGCGAAGCUUACAUUUCUUGAUCCACGAAGGUGGAACUGAUGGUGCUUAUAUUUACCUUCAGGUGGGUGCUGGAAUCUCAACUACUCUGUAUUGGAAAAUGUAACCCGAGGACAUAGACAAGGGUUGACAUUCUCCGUAACUCACGUGACAGGUGCCAAGACAUUUUUACACCUGAACGAAGAUGUGCAACAUCUCAUUUCAAUUAUGUAUUUCACCUAACUUUCCUAUUCAAAAACCACCCACUGUCCAUUCUAGCUGUGAAAAGAAGGAACUAGCCUUGACCAGUAUGGCCCCUGAAUAAUCGUAGCAGCAUCAGCCAGGAGCUUGUUAUCAAUGCAAUUCCAGAAUAUUCCAAACCUGCAAAAUUAGAAACUAUAGUUGGAGACCAGAAGUCUCAUUUUGAUGAGAGGCAUUUCAUCAUAUACCCCAGGCUGGCCCCCCAAUCACAAUUUUUCUAUCUCAGCCUCUCAGAAUUUUGUUUUAAAAGUUUUCCCCAUGAUUCUGGUGCACUCUGCUCGCUAGGCAAACAUCCAAGAAACUGGCCCCAACCCCUUGACCAUUGCCUUUUUAAAAAACCCACAGGUGUUUGCCUUUCAGGGAAAUCCAUUUUACUGCCAGACUGGUGCUGAUGUCAAAUGGCUGCCUUCCAUUUGCCCCCAGACCUCUUUUUCCUCUGGUCCUCUUAUCAGUAUUUGACUUCUGGGGGAAAGACAGGCAACACUGAACACGUAAAUCCCAAUGAAGCCGUAUCAACAGCUAUUCAGCCACGCUUCUAACGGCAAGCAUUAAAAUACAGUCCAUACAUAUUACUUCCCAAAUGUCUAUCCGUAAAUUAUGAAGUUAAAAUUUAACUUCAUCUUGCUGGAGAAAUGGCUCAGUGGUUAAGAACACUGACCGCUCCACAGAGGACCAGAGAGUUCCCAACACCCAGGUCAGGCAGCUCACACCUGCCUGUAACUCCAGCUCAAAGAGAACCAAUUGGCCUCCAAGGACACCCAUACAUAGAUGGCAUUCACUUGCACAGGCACAGACACAUACAUUAAAAAUAAACCUUUAAAAAUGCUUAACUUGAUUAACAAAACGUUUGUUUUAAAUUUGGUGCUUCAACUUCAGAAUUUCACAGUGUGCUAGAACAAUCAACUUGUCAACUGCUUGUUUUUGCAAGAUAAACAUUAUUAAUUUAUUUAUAAAAGUAUUAAAAAUGUUUAAAUUUGAAUUUUAUUGUUAAUUUCACAAGGAUUUUCUAUACUUCAAAUGUAACUUACUACCACUAAACUUAAUUUAAUAUUUUCUGUAUAACCAAGUUAAACUUAUUUAAAAUAUAUUGACUAUUUUAUGUUGUUA